Urocitellus parryii (Arctic ground squirrel) is the source of this 3160-nucleotide messenger RNA. It is a transcript of the gene Rab11fip2, whose product is annotated as RAB11 family interacting protein 2. Gene Ontology annotation, molecular function: small GTPase binding. Gene Ontology annotation, biological process: regulated exocytosis. Lineage: Eukaryota; Metazoa; Chordata; Mammalia; Rodentia; Sciuridae. The record is from RefSeq and is a predicted model, not a curated record. Gene Ontology annotation, cellular component: phagocytic cup; endosome.
GCCCCGGAGCCGCCGCCGCCCAGGGCCGUCCCCGGGCGGGCACCGGGGGACGGUGGCUACGCGAGUCGCGCKGGUCCGCGCGGAGGCCUGGACGGCGCGGCCAGGUGAUGUGGGCCCCUGUGCUUCUCCAGAGGAAAGGGACCCUCAGAGAAGCCGUGCCCCCGGGCUUCCCCCGCGAGGCGCUCUGACAUCUGCCCUAGGGUAGCUGGGCAGCCCGAGCCGGCCCGGCCGGGUCGAGUGUCCUUAGGAUGCAGUGAUUACGGAAUUAGGCUCUCCCUACAGGAGGGGCACUCCCUGCGCUCCAGAACCCGGUGCAGAGAAAAAGGGCAGAAUGAUGCUGUCCGAGCAAGCCCAAAAGUGGUUUCCAACCCACGUGCAGGUCACAGUGCUCCAAGCCAAAGAUCUGAAGCCAAAAGGCAAAAGUGGCACCAAUGACACAUACACUAUAAUUCAGCUGGGCAAGGAAAAGUACUCCACCUCUGUAGCUGAAAAAACCCUUGAGCCAGUGUGGAAGGAAGAGGCCUCCUUUGAGCUGCCUGGGUUGCUAAUGCAGGGGAAUCCAGAGAAAUACAUUCUUUUCCUCAUAGUUAUGCACAGGUCCCUGGUGGGUCUGGAUAAAUUUUUAGGGCAGGUGGCAAUCAAUCUCAAUGACAUCUUUGAGGACAAACAAAGAAGGAAAACAGAGUGGUUUAGGUUAGAAUCCAAACAAGGAAAAAGAGUCAAAAACAGGGGUGAGAUAAAGGUCAAUAUUCAAUUUAUGAGGAACAAUAUGACAGCAAGUAUGUUUGACUUAUCAAUGAAGGACAAAACAAGAUCUCCUUUUGCAAAAUUGAAAGAUAAGAUGAAAGGUAGAAAAAAUGAUGGGACAUUUUCUGAUACGUCUUCUGCAAUCAUUCCAAGUACUCCCAUGCCUGAUGCCAGUACUGAAUUUUCAAGUGGUGAAAUACAGAUGAAAUCCAAACCAAAAAAGCCUUUUCUUUUGGGUCCUCAGCGUCUCUCUUCUGCACAUUCAAUGUCUGAUUUAACGGGGUCCCACAUGUCUUCUGAGAAACUGAAGUCUGGUGCUGUAGGUCACACACAUCUUCUUGGACGCCACAUAGAGUCCUUUGGAGCCGUUCCAGAAAAUGGAAGUCUUAAGUCUCCACACAGAAGAGCAUUAAGCUUUGAUACUUCUAAAAUGAACCAACCUGACAGCAUUGUGGGUGAAGGUGAAUCGUCUUUUGGAAGACAAAAUGACCCAUUUACAAAUGUGACUGCUUCAUUACCCCAAAAAUUCGCAACACUGCCAAGGAAGAAAAAUCCAUUUGAAGAAAGCAGUGAAUCAUGGGACAGCAGCAUGAAUUUAUUUUCAAAACCAAUUGAAGUAAGAAAAGAAAAUAAAAGAGAGAAAAGGGAGAAAGUUAGCCUAUUUGAGAGAGUGACUGGGAAAAAAGAUGGCAGAAGAUCUGAUAAACUUAACAAUGGGGGAUCUGAUAGCCCUUGUGACUUGAAGUCACCUAAUGCAUGUAAUGAAAAUCGUCAGGACUAUUUUGAUUAUGACUCAACUAAUCCGUUUACAACAAAAUUCAGGGCUUCAAAUAUAAUGCCAUCUUCAAGUUUUCACAUGAAUCYGACAAGCAAUGAAGACCUCAGGAAAAUCCCGGACAGCAAUCCUUUUGAUGCCACUGCAGGGUACCGCAGUCUGACCUACGAAGAGGUACUACAGGAGCUGGUGAAACACAAAGAACUCCUUCGGAGGAAAGACACCCACAUCCGGGAACUUGAGGACUACAUCGACAACCUCUUGGUCAGGGUAAUGGAGGAAACGCCCAGUAUUCUCAGAGUGCCAUACGAACCAUCCAGGAAAGCUGGCAAGUUUGCCAAUAGUUCAUAAAGCCAAGUCUACUGCAUUUAUAAUUGGAAAGAGAGAGGGGAAGAAGAAAUAAAGAAAAAAACUGUUACUUGAAGAGGCCCCUCUGCCAGGUUUCAUAGCCUACUCUCCUCCUCUAAGAAAAAAGGCCGUACCUAUUACUAGCAGGGACUAUCAAGAGGGACCUUUGAAGUGAGCAAAAUACUUUCAACUUUUGAGUGAAAAUGGGCCAGAUUCUCAAUGAAUAAGCAGUUCUGUAGGAUUCACCUGGGUGCUGGUGCUGGCCCACUUAUCUGCCAUAGGCCAAGAAAUAUCUUCAUAAGCCCACGAGUUACUUCUCAGGAAUAGAUUUUUUUGCAUUAAGCAGAUGGAGACUGGUUGAAUUCUCAGAAGUCAAUUUGCAGAUUUAGUUAGCUUCAUGAAUAUAGCUCAUUAUAACACUACAAAAAUCAGUUUAAAUUUUAUAUACAUACAUGAAUACAUUUUCAUGUAUCUUUAUAUAUAAAAUACAUGCAUAUACCUCAUAUAUACAUGUGUUUUUAGUACAUUGAAAAGCAACUGGUUGCCUCUAAGGUACGGAUACCAAUUUCUGAGUUUGGAAAUGGUACGUUCGCWGUAUUGAUGCAAGACAAAUCGUCAUUACUACCACUGCGGUCCCUCUAGAGAAGCUGCUUCAAAUUGCUCUUGACUAUGAGCCUUGGCUUCAGAGUGAGCUGCUGUUUAUGAUCCCAGCAUCACACUUUUGCUCUUUUUCCAAAAAUUGUGAUCCAAGGUCCCUUUUCAAAGAAUGACAAAUUUUAGGACACGUCAUUAACUUCACAGCAGCAUGAAUUUCUUUGCUUUUUUACCUAACAUGAGUUUUGUUUAAGGUUUAAGCAGAAGAUAAGCUAAUGCAAUUUGUUUUGUUGAAAUUCUGCAUGCCUUUAAAUCAUUAUCAAAGAAAAUAUUACAAAGUUACAUCUGAAAAUAAUGGGGGAAAAUGUAGGUGCUCAUCUGUGUCUGAUAACCCAAAGCAAUGGGCAGUUUCUAGGAUUGAAAAAUUAGGCUUGGUUUCAAGUUUCAUCAAUAACAGAACAGAUGGUUGUCUUUGGGUCUUGAACCAAAAAUAAGACUUAUUUAGAGAGGAGUGARUUUUUAGAGCAGAUUUUUACUAGCAUGAAGUUACAUAGUACUCUAUAUAUCUACUCUCCAGUGAUUGGUUUAUCACAAAAUUAGGGGUUCUUUUUUUUUUUUAAAGUCCACUCCCUCAAAAUGUUGAUUCCUUCCAUGGAUUGGCUCUAUUUAUUUGUACAAAAUUAUUCUGAAAUUUAA